This is a messenger RNA of Paramuricea clavata, 10228 nucleotides long. NCBI's taxonomy places the organism in Eukaryota, Metazoa, Cnidaria, Anthozoa, Malacalcyonacea, Plexauridae. The record is from the annotation of a GenBank genome assembly.
UUAAUUUUUCUUUGAAGUAAUCAUAUUCUUUCCAGAAAUAUUCAUUUUCCUUUUUAUUUCAGAACCAUUCUCAGAGAUGUGAAAAACUAGUUUCAUAUUCCGACACUGUAAAGAACAGCGAAAUUAUUUUUCCUACCUGAAAUAUUUAUAUUCCUACCAGAAAUAGUCAUAUUCUCACCAGAGAUUCAAAUUAGUUUAAAACCCAGUUAUCCAGUAAAGUGCUCGGAUUUGGUAUAUUACAUUAAAAAUUGGUUAGAAUAAUACUAUACGAUCACCUCUUUUCUUGUUUAGGGACUCAAACUUCCAUCAAAUUAUAUUGCAAGCCAAGGUUUGCUUUUAUUCUUGUUGUUUGAAACUUUCACAUAUUGUACAUCAGCACUAACUCACUCUCUGGUCUUAUUUCCACGCUGAAAUGCAUCUAAAAGAUCCUCCUUGUUCCCAUACAACAGACUUAAUACUCACGUAAAUCGUAACUGGUUAACUUGUUCCAUUUAGGACCAACUCCCCACACAACAAAUGACUUUUGGCAAAUGGUUUGGGAGCAAGAAGUUAGCAUUAUUGUGAUGCUGACUGGUUUGGAAGAGAAAGGAACGGUGAGUAACUCUCUUAUUCCUUCUGUAUGUCUUAUAGGCCCGCUGUAAUUGACGAAAGCUGUAGCGUGUAUACCUGUCCUCUGUUUAUACAGCUAAUUCAAGAAAAGUUGUCCAUUGAAAACCUUAAACUCUAAAUCUUAAAACUUAAAUUCUAAGCGUGCAAAGCAUAAUGGGAGUAUUAUUUAAUCAGUUUAGAAAUCAUAUAUGGUAAAUAUCUCCUUACGAGAAGAAUUCAUUCACAAAUAGCUGCAAUAUUCAACUACUAAGCUUGAAACUCGUGCUCCCAUUAAGCUUUGCGCUGAUUUUGUUUCGGAUAGACUUGUAUUCUUCCAAGCUGUCGGCUGGUAUUUGUUUUCUAAGUGUAAUCGUAUAAUUUGUAUACUCUUUUUUGUUUCGGACGUGAUUCACUCAGGGGUUUCCACUUUCCACUUUUACUUAAUUAAGUGAAGCGUACAUUAUUCAUUAGCCUUGUUAGUUCAGUAGUAAGUGAGCGAAUUCUGCUAAGCCGCGCACUUCUGUUUCUUUCCAAAAAUAAAUGAGAUUCAUUUCAGCUGCAUUCCACGCAACUAAUUAUCUAAUAUACGUUUACACCAUAGCAAACCAUGGCAGAAUUUAGGUAGAAUACUGUGAUUAGUAUGAUGAACGCCAUGUUUUGUCUCUACAGGUGAAAUGUUACCAGUACUGGCCUGUCAAUACUGAUGAGCAAAAAUAUGGUAAUCUCACACUCAAGCUAACUGGUGAAACGGUACUUGCUGAUUUCACAACACGAUAUUUUGAAAUGAAGGUAACAUGCUUUUCUUUUAUUGUACAAUGUAUGUGUUGUAAUAUUAUAUAAGUAUAGAGUAUAAUACAGGAAAAACUUUGGAAAAGUAGAAAAAUAGGGGGUUAAACUUCUCCAAACAUAAGGGUUAUUACAUAUUAAAUAUUCACAAUUCCAAGUGUUGUUGCUUUAAUUAAAAAGUUGUUGUACGUGGACUGGUGGAGGAAUAAAACGUCGACUGUUUUCUUUGUACAUAUCAAAUUCAGGGGCGGAUCUACCGGUGGGGAGCAGGAGGGAACGCACCCCCCCCCCCCCUAGUAGUGUCCAGCACCCAAGAAAACUCUCAUGGUAUUCCAUAUUUGAGUUGUGAAUACUAUUUUUUAAAUUGAAAGGAUUGAUUUUCGAAUACGCGGGAAAGUAUUCUAACACCAAUACUGACUGUCACCAUAUAACGUAGCGCUUUUCUUAAUUUUCCCCACACUACAAGUACUGUGAGGACAAAUUUAAAGAAUAAAUGUAGUGCGAAGAAUGGAGGAAAUAGCAUUUCGGGAUUUCAAAUUUCAAACAUUUUCUGAGCUAGGGACAAUGCCCACAGACCCCGCAUUAAUGUGCCCCGUCUGGAAAACCUCCACCCCCUCUAACAAAUAAGAUCAGAUCUGCCCCUGCUCAAAUUUUCCUCAGGUCAAAUUUUCCAUUUUUCUCUGGUCAAAUUUUCCAAUUUUAAGGCCCAUUUCCACUCAAGAAAAAUUUCCACGGACAGAAAAUUUUCCAAAAAUAUCAUUGUUAAAAGUUGAAAAUUGUCAACUUCAAAAUUUUUUUCCGACGGAAAAUUUGUGUCGGCCAAUCACACUUUACAAAAUUUUCUUUCUACGGAAAAUUUUCCUGAGUGGAAAUGGGCGUUUAGAUUUAAAAUGUCCCCGGAGCUAUCUAUUUAAAUUUUGUUUUGUCCCCAUGCAACCGAACGAGUAUUCGCCGCCCAUGGUAUAAUCAUGAGUACGAGUUUUGAGUUUUUAUACCUUAUUUUGUAUAAACUAUGUUCAAGCUCUUAUAUAAAAAAAACAGCAAAAGUUCUGUACUAAAGAUGCUAAUCGUCUUACUCUUAAGACAAUACGUGGAAUAAAACUUUUUGUCAUACGAUUCCAUUUCUCAUUUCGAGACUAUAGUCAUAUGAUUUAAGUCGUUGAUAAUACAAUAUGAUUGGUCAAUUUCCUUCCAGGAAGCAGAUACAGGUCAAAUCCGUCUUGUUCAACAUCUUCAUUUCACAGCCUGGCCUGAUCAUGGCGUGCCAAAAUACCCUGGCCCUCUUUUGCACUUCCAUAAACGUUAUAGAUCUGGUUUAUCAGGCCCAGAACCAGUGGUGGUCCACUGCAGGUUAGUUCUGGAAGAUUCGAAAUACUCUCAUUGAUUGGUCCUGAACAGUAGUGGACAUUUCGCGAAAUACUGGAAAUGUGAAUUUAGCUUGUGAACGUAUUUUUUGUUGUUGUUGCAAAUGUUACACCUCAAAAUUGAUUAGUUUCAAGCGUAUUAAUACAUUGCGUAUUAAUGUACAUUUCCCAAGGGCAAAUUGACUAAAUCUUGUUUAAUUUGGGUAAAAAUUGGGUGAGAAAUUGGCAAACGUUUGUUAUGCAUUGCCGGGCAAUUUGCCGGGUAAUUAAAUUAAUCUAUUGUAUAAUUUAUGCAUGGUACAUAUGUGACUUAAUUCGCUGUUGGAAGUAUGCUGUCUGAGUGCCCUCUUAUAGUUUCUAAAUGCAUUAAUUUGUAAGUAAAGCAAUAAAGUAAAUGCAUUUUAAAACAAAACAGCAAAACUAAUUAAAAAUUAUAAUUUAAUUUGUUAUUAAUAAGAUAUCUGCGAAUGGCUUUAAGUGGAAAGGAAUAAUUACAUUGGCAAUUUUUGUUUUCUUCGACCAUCAACCAAAUGUGUACCACACUAGUAAUAUGCAUUUCAAAUCAUGCAUUUCUUGUUUGUUUCGAGUAUAAAUGCCUAUAAAUGCCAUAUAAUAAACUUUUUAUUAACCUCACUUGCUCGGUCUUUACAGAGAAAUAUCGGACCUCAGUCUUUUUGUACAAACUCGCCCUACAGGCUCGGUCUGUACAAAAAAGACUUCAGUCCGAUAUUUCUCUGUAAAGACCACGCGCUCGGUUAAUAUAAAGAAGUUAGUAAUUGACAAAGUGAAAUAUGUGUCAUUAAUAUUUUAGUGCUGGAGUGGGACGCACAGGAACGUUCAUUGCUGUUGAUUACAUUCUGCAUAAGUUGGAUGAAGAAAGGAACAAUGAUCCUGCCAUUGAUAUUUUACAUUUUGUGAGAGAAAUGCGAGGUCAGAGGAUGUUUAUGGUUCAAACUGAAGUAAGUGGUUUCAUCUCGUUGAUUUGUUGUUGUUGUUGUUGUUGUUGUUGUUGUUGUUGUUGUUGUUGUUGUUGUUGUUGUUGUUGUUGUUGUUGUUGUUGUUGUUGUUGUUGUUGUUGUUGUUGUUGUCGUUGUCGUUGUCGUUGUUGUGGUCGUCAUAGUAGUUGUUGUUGCUGUUGUUGUUGUUGUUGCUGUUGCUGUUGCUGUUGUUGCUGCUGUUGCUGUUGCUGUUGUUGUUGCUGUUGCUGUUGUUGUUGCUGCUGUUGCUGUUGCUGUUGUUGUCGUUGUCGUUGUUGUCGUUGUUGUUGUUGUUGUUGUUGUUGUUGUUGUUGUUGUUGUUGUUGUUGUUGUUGUUGUUGUUGUUGUUGUUGUUGUUGUUGUUGUUGUUGUUGUUGUUGUUGUUGUUGUUGUUGUUGUUGUUGUUGUUGUUGUUGUUUUAUUGCUGUAGCUAUUUCUGUUGUUACAUAUAAAAUCGAUGAGUGAUUAUGCAAAUGAUUGCAUUUCAUCCUUCUUUAGGAGCAGUACAGGUUUAUCCAUCAUGCAAUCUUGGAAGCCGUAACUUUCCCAGAUACAGAAAUCUCUUCAACUGAUAUUCGUGUCCGAGCAGCCAUACUGAGGGAAACACUCCCUGGAUCUAACAAAACCAAGGGAAAAGAAGUGUUCGAGGUACUAGGCACUAUAUAGUUGCGCACAUUGUCGGGAAAAUGCAUCCUGCGACUAUGUAAACAGAUUUUGCUAGGAAAAAGAACGCAUGGUAAAGCCAAUGAUGAUAUUUUGGAGACAAAUACCUUCCUUGUAUGUAUGUAUGCAUGUAUGUAAAUUUGCUUGGUACUAAUUUUCGCUCAGUCCUACAUUCAUGCACGGGUCUGCGCGAAUUGUAAUACUGUGUAAUAAAAGAAAUAUAUCUAGGAUAAAAUACUAAAUAGCGUUUAUCUACUAUUUUUCUAGAACCAUCAAAAGCUGGAGUUAUUAACUCGGCGCAUACCUGCAUUGUUUCCUGAAAGUCAGGGGCGUAGAAAGCAUCGAAAGAUCGCGGGGGGCACCAGCUUCCAGGGGCAUUUUUGCAUAAUAAAAAGGGCACCUAAAACAUUUUUCCGGAAAUGUUGGCGACGGGGGUGGGGGCAGUUGCUAGUAUCCUACGCCCCUGCUGGAAUGGGAUGAUAAAGCUAUAAACGUUGUUUUAGGUAUUCAACAAUAUUUUAAUUCAUUUUAGAAUCUCGAAAAACGAAUUCUGCUUGAGGCUUGUGAAGAUGGAUCUUCCAACGAUAACCAGAAGAAGAACAGAUCAAAACUUCUUCCUUGUAAGUUGGCAAUAUUUGAGUGAAAUAUAGAUAUAAAAUAGAAUGUAUACAAGUUAAUAAGGUUUGCAUGGCAAGAAAUAUAAUUCAUUUGUUUUUGUGGAAAACACGAUUACUUAUCAAAAGGGAAAUAGGGAAAAAAUUCCCCCAUUUGGAAAAGGGAUUCAAUAAUAAUUACAAACUAUUUUACAAAUGUUCUGUUUCGUUUUUGGCUUUUUUGAUGUAAAAUAUAUUACCCAUCAUUUAAAAAAAUCGUUACGCAUUCCGCCAUCUUGGAUAUCGUCACAACCAGGAUAACAAUAUUUCAUUUGUAUCUUGAGCAAUUCUUAAGCCAUUUAUUUUAAUGAUAAAUUCUUUUUUCUUUACUAUUUCCUAUUUUAAAAUUAAAGCACAAGCUAUGUAUAUAAACUUUUCACUAAUAACAUUUUUUUGAAAUGACUACCCUAGUUAUGACGUCAUUUAAUUAGAUCUAUUUAUAAAACAAGAUGACGGGAUAUUUUGGUUCAAAUAUCUCAAAAACUAAGAUAGUCUGGGGGAAUACGUAAAAAGUACUUGCAAAUAAUCUUAACAUUCUUUCAAAUUAGGCAUAUAUAAUUUUUGUUGCUAUUUUCCUUUAAGUGGAAAAAAAACAUUCUAAUUCACCCUGGAACAAUUCAUCAGUACAAAUAGCAUGUUUCGCGAUUAAUUCAUUGUUGUUUCCCGCAAAAUAUUAGGCUAUGUGAUUUAACACAUUUUGUGAGAUAUGAGAUUAUCUCAUCAUUUUCAUCUUAUCGUUGAUGUAACUCCAGAUCGAAUAAAAGAAUGAAGAUUGAAAAAAAUUAUGAUUUUAUGUUUUUUAUCUGUAUUUCAGCUUGAAAGGAUAUCGUAAGCAACUAUAUAUAUAUUUUAUAUUGAUUUCGUGUUUGAUUUUCUUAAUAUAGUUGACUAUAGCCGUGUACAUCUGAAUGAAAUGGAAAACAGCACUGACUACAUCAAUGCUAGUUAUAUUUGUGUAAGUUUCGAAUAUACCAAUACCUUCUUUAAGUAAGAAGAAUAUACGAAAACUUUGAGUAAGUUUUUCUGGCCGUAAUUCCAUAAUAAAUAUUAAAGGAAGGCUCCUAUUUGCAUUUACCAAAUUUUGAUUAUUUGCUGUAAAAUUUAACAAGAAAAACAUUCAGAAAAGGAGCUUUGGUAAAAAUUUGUUUGGAAAUUUUCUUACUUUUCUUUAUUGAUUCAAAUUUUAAUGUUAUUUUACAUUUCCAGGGCUACCAAUACCCUGUAAACUUCAUCGCUACACAACAUCCAUUGCCGCACACUGUGAGUGAUUUUUGGAGGAUGGUGCAUGAGCAAAAAUCUGCCAUUAUUCUUGCUAUUUCCUCAAAAGAAGAGAUGGUAAGUCGUUUACUUAAAAUUACGUGUAUGAUCUCGUUUAUAACAUUCACCACUGUUCAUAUAUUUAUGUUAUGAAAUUCAUUUAGAUCAUUUACACACACUGCCAUAUAGCAUAUAUGAACACGUACAAUCUAUUUAAAUGUGCCAGGGCUAUCGAAUUAAAAUAUUAUUCUUGGUUUUUUAAAAAAUUGUGACUUGGAUUAUCUAUCAGAUCCCUCCUUAAUAACGCCCAUGGUAAUGUCAUGUGUAGACUAUAUAUACUAUAGACUAAAUAUCGAUUGCGAAUUGGGAUAUGUAAAAUGUUCGUUGGAAAACCAAUUCUGAUGGGUUUUCCACUUUUUAAACUGUUCACUGUUGUUGAACUUUUUCUUACAAUACGGUAAUCCCUGAGCAACAUGUAUCCAUAUUUACCCAUCUAAAUUGAGUUAAAUUGGAGAGUUGAGAUUUUGGAGAGUUAUUUUGAGCUACGCCCACCUUUCCUGCGAUCACACCCAAUUUCUUACAUCUUCCGAUGUUUUCUUGCAACUAACAUGAGAGACUUAAAAUUGAUAUACCUCUCUUUUAUCAAAACAUAUCAAAAUCAUGAGAGAGUAUAUAAUUGAAAAUGAAUAUAUAAAUCAAAAUUAUUUUUGCAUUCAGUCUUGCUGUAGACAGGAAAGGAGCAAACUCGAAACCUCUUCUUAUAGCCGGUUAUAGCCGCCAGUCACUAACAUUAGUAAAUAAGUUAUUAUAAAAUAAAGAAAAUAUAAUGGUAAAAAGUUUGAAAUCGUGACUUGCAUGAUCUCUGAAUUUAGCAAUGUUUAUUAUACGGAUAAAUCGUUUUUGAUGGACCAAUGUACGCAACUCCCAGCUCAAGAAUGCCAUGAUUAUUCUCUAGAAAAAUAAUACGUUUUACAUUCUUCACAUUCUACGCUUGUUUGUUUUCAAGGAUGAGUUUGGUUCAUACUGGCCGGAGGAAGGCUACGCUUCGUAUGGACCAAUCAAUGUGGGUUUUGAAGGAAAGAACGAAGAGUUUGCUGCGUCAGGAUUUAUUGUCAGGAACUUUAAACUGACAGAUACACGGGUAAUUUUACUUUUGCAUAUAGUGCAUAAAUGAAUAGACCUUUCCGGUAAUUACGUCACAACUACAUUGUUUUCAACUUAGGACCACCUUGAAUCACGCUUAAAUGGAAUGGAUUUCAAGUUUUUUUCUCACUGGCUAUGCGCAAAGAAGCAGAACAUCCUUCUUUAACACAUGUAUGAUAAAAAAAAUUUUGACCAGUAAAUGCGGGAAUAAGCUUUAACACGAAAACGAGGCUAAGGGACCCAAAGAGGCAAUGUCCCCUUAGCCUCGUUUUCGUGUAAACGCUUAUUCUAAUAUUUAUUGGCCAAAAUAAAAAAAUAUUUUUCAUGCAUGUGUUGUAGAAGGAUGUUCUGCUUCUUUGCGCGUAGCUAGUGAGAAAAAAACUUGAAAUCCAUUUCAUUUAAGGGGGUCCUAAGUUAAAAUGUAGCUGUGACGUAAUUACCGGAAAGGUCUAUUCAGAUUGAUUCAAAGAAAAUAUAAUUUCCUCAUUAAUUAUAGUACGAAAGGAACGUAGAAGCAAGUUUAUAAUACAUUUCACCCUAUUAUAUGAAAUAUCUGAGACGCCGUGUUAAACGUGUUUGAUCUCCCAGACGUUGGAUAGACGUUGAAAAAGGAUUGAAAAUGAAAAUUGGAUCGACGUUAAUCUUUUGACGUUGAAACAACGUUGAGAUUAGGUUGCCAAUGUCGUCGUUGAAUCCGCGUUGAAACAUCGUUGACAUUGCUUCACAAAUUGACAUCGUAUAAUCAACCAUGAAUGAACAUUGAUUCGACGUCUGUUAGCUGCUGUUGAACCAACGUUUGUAAAAACAACAUCAGAGCAACGCUGAUAUUAGGUUGUCGACGUCGUAACCUUUUUUCUGCCAAAUUUCUACGUUGAAACGAUGUCGUGUGCCCGUUCAUUCUUAUUUUAGUCGAAAAUAGGCGUAUAUUCAAUUUUGAUUGAAACAGGGCCGGCGUGCUUUUCAUCAUUUUAUGAACCGUACUUAAUUAACUGCACUUCCCAGGCUCUUCGAAUCCCGGGGCGAGUGACGUUCAUAGUUGCAAAAAUGGCGGUCUUUCUGAAUUAUAAUCAAUAUGCAUCUUCGGAAUUCUCGUAAUUAAACAGCUUUUUUAAAAGAAUAGUGUUGCGACCUGCCACGCUGUGCUACGUUGCAUUCGAUGUUGUUCACUUUGAAUGCAUUUUUAUUUUGUUUCCCUUUAUAUGUGAUACAAGCAGCCGUGUUGUCAAAUGAAAGUUGCACAUUUUAUUAUUAUCAUAAUUCAUGCGGUACGGCUCAUGGCAAGCACGGCUGUAUGAAUCAACCUGCGUUUCAGCCAUGAAACGCGUUUAAACCGGGUGAACUUUUUAAUUCAGCCAUGCUUAAUAUAAAUACAUUGCUUAAUAUUUGAUUCAGACGCUGUGCUUCUCGUGUGCUUAAUUCAAUUAAGUUCGGCUCAUAAAACGUACGUCGUGUAACCGGGCCUUUUUCCUAUUAUUCUACUGCGCUUAUGUUGUUCAUUUGACUAUUGCUUGUGCAUGACAACCUUAGUUGAAUGGGUGGCAGUGAUAUGCAGUGGCGUAGCCAGCCCGACAAUUUAGUCCCGCUAUGCAAAUUCAAAAUCAUUGUCAUUAUUCAUUUGGUUAGAAAUUGAUUAUUUUUACAGUCAAUGAACACGAAAAUAUUUGCAUAGCGGGACUAAAUCGUCGGGUUGGCUGCGCUACUGGUAAUAUGAGAGUAUAAUGCGGUAUAUUCAUUAUGACAGUGAAUAUAUUUUCAGUAAGAUAUUUUUAAAUAUUUGAAAGUUUUAAUUAAAUAAAUAUUAAAAGAUCUUUUACAGUAUCUAUCUAAUAGUAAUACAUGUUUUUAACUUUCUCACCGUUUUAAUUUUAGGAUAGCGUAGGGCGUUCCUUUGCGGUAACGCAUUUCAAUUUUGUCGAUUGGUCGCCUCAUAAUUUACCUACAGCGUCUUCGAUGAUCUGCCUAUUAGCUGAGGUUGAGAAAGCUCAGAGAAAGUCUCAAAAUACAUUGGUUACCGUACAUUGCAGGUUCGUUAUCUACUGUAUGUUAUACAAUAUAUUGCUCCAGAUAUAAAUAUACCGUCUGGGGAAUCAAAGCGAAGAAUGUUUUUCCUAUGUUUUUCUCGCGUGUUGGAAAAAGACAUUAUGUAAUAAGUAAGAGUGAAACUUACAAUCUGAUUGGCUAGUAGUAUACCCGCGCAGGAUCAGACAAUCCUGCACGGAAUAUUGCGAGCUUUUUAAAAUGUCGGAUAAUGAAAACAUUUAAACGUGUGAAUUUAACAGUAAACUGUACAUUAAACGAGAGACAACGUAACGAAAACGUUAAUACAGUUUUAAUAAAGUUAACUGUUGUUACAAGUAGCUUUUUUAUAUAAAACAACUACGAAAUGGUUUUCCGUGCAGGAUGGCAUCAUCCAUACGUUCCGUGGCUGCACGCGUCCAUGCAUGGACCCAGUUGAACAACAAUUAUCAAAUCUUGUUUGUCAAAAAGGUCUGGAUAGGGUUCGCCACGUAGCGACAACAAUGAACUGAAAUUAUUAACAGCGACUUCUUUCAGCUAACAACUGAUAUACAACCAUCUAUUUUAGUGACGGAGGGGGUCGCACAGGAACAUUCUGUGCUAUAGUAUCCUGCAUUGAACGGGUGAAACUUGAAAACAACAUCGACUUGCCCAUGACUCUCAGAAAUCUGCACGCUCAAAGAAAAGAUAUGAUACAAAACGAAGUGAGUAAUUUUACUUUAAUACAAUACCUUGUUGUACCUGGGUUUAACCAUAGUUAAUAGAAUGGAUGGUUUGGAAA